AUGCGUAUUGAAAAGUGCUACUUUUGUUCAAAAAGCGUAUAUCCCGGACAUGGUUCUGCGUUUGUGAGGAAUGACGCAAAGGUAUUUCGCUUUUGCACCUCAAAAUGUCACAAAAACUUCAAAAUGAAGCGUAACCCGAGGAAAGUGCGAUGGACUAAGGCAUUCCGCAAAGCUGCUGGGAAGGAGAUGACAAUCGAUUCUACGAUCGAGUUUGAGAAGAGGAGAAAUGUUCCAGUACGCUACGACCGCGAGUUGAUACAGACAACCGUCAAGGCGAUGAAACGGAUUGCGGAUAUCAAGCAUCGCAGAGAACAUGCAUUCUGGAAGAGCAGAAUGGCUGCGAGUAGAGAGAAAUUGCGCGCGUCUCGGAAGAAGAAACUGGAGAAAGCAAAGACAAUGUCUACCAAGCUAGUAGAGCCUAUGGCAGCACAAUCAUCGGAGAGCGAGAAAGUGCGGGAGAAGAUCAGGGUCCCGGCAAAGUCAAGGAGCGCACUGAUCCCAGGAGAGGGUCGCUCUAUGGGUAUGGAGAUUGACUGA
Fibroporia radiculosa is the source of this 537-nucleotide messenger RNA. RefSeq lists its product as uncharacterized. The transcript has 6 exons. Gene Ontology annotation, biological process: ribosomal large subunit biogenesis. Bases 1 to 537 code for a protein of 178 amino acids. The record is from RefSeq and is a predicted model, not a curated record. NCBI's taxonomy places the organism in Eukaryota, Fungi, Basidiomycota, Agaricomycetes, Polyporales, Fibroporiaceae. Gene Ontology annotation, cellular component: nucleolus.